GUAGCCCGGUAGCAGCCGCCUCCCGCUCUUUGCUCUCAGCGGCUGGGGCUGGGCUCAGCAGCAGCAAGCCCCGUGCAGGUCGCCUAGCGACGGUGUAUCGGAUCCUGGAGAGGCGCGAGCUCCUGGGGUGCGGGGGGGGGGUCUCGCCCGGCAGCCCCCCGGUGCCAUCCGCAUCGCAGCCAGAUGGGCAGCGGCUUCCCUGCCUGCUCCGUGGGCCGGGAACGGGGGAUGCUGCGGUGAUCGCUGAAGGCUUGUGGCAGGGCUGUAAACCAUAGUGCGUGGAGCAAUUUCUUUGAGCUUAUGAUUAUCCGAUGACUCUGGUUACUGUAGUUCCAGCCUGUCUUCGUACCAGGGCAGCUACUCACGGCCGUAUCCUUUCCCAGGUCAUUGUCAGGAGAGGGAGUAGCCAGCGAAGCUUCUAAGGCCACGUCUACACUACCUGCCAGACUGGCGGGUAGCAUUUGAUCUAUCGGGGAUCAAUUUAUCGCAUCUAGUGUAGAUGCGAUAAAUCGAUCCCCGAUCACUCUGCCGUCAACUCCGGAACUCCACCACGGCGAGAGGCGGAAGCGGAGUCGAUGGGGGAGCGGCAGCCGUCGAUCCCGCGCUGCGAGGAUGCGAACAUCAGUUAUUUCUGCAAGAACAACUUUAUCUGUGAUCGGUUGAGAAGGAUUGUGUGUCUGGAACAUCAAAGCCACCACAAUGAAGCACUUCCUGAGAAUGUUUGUCCAGGUCUGCCUGUUCUUCUACUGUAAAUGUUUGUGGCGCUGUCUGAAAUUUGUGGUGAGGAAAUUAACAGGACGAUGUGAAUUACAAAGGAUCUGUUACAAUAUCAAACCUGGGGCCAGCAGAACUAUGAAGAUAGAGACAUCACUGAGGGGUUCAAAAAAUAAGCUGCUGCAAACUUCAGUAAGUGUUCAUCCAGAUGCCAUUGAAAAAACUAUAGAUGACAUCAUGGAACUGAAAAAGAUUAAUCCAGAUAUAAAUCCACAGUUAGGAGUAUCUCUUCAGGCCUGUCUCCUACAGAUUGUAGGGUACAGAAAUCUGAUUGCAGAGGUUGAAAAGCUGCGCAGAGAGCCAUAUGACUCAGAGAAUCCCCAACAUGAAGAGAAGCUUCUAAAGUUAUGGAAAUGUUUGAAGCCUGAUUGCCCAUUGGAAGCUCGGAUUUCGAAGCAGUGGUGUGAAAUUGGUUUCCAAGGAGACGAUCCUAAAACAGAUUUUAGAGGGAUGGGCCUACUGGGAUUAUAUAAUUUGUUAUAUUUUGCCGAACGGGAUGCUGCAAUAGCUCAGCAAGUUCUCUCCGAUUCCCUUCAGCCGAAAUACAGAGAAGUCACUAAAGAGGAGCUAAGCCAAUUCAGCAAAGCUGAAUGGGAGAAGAAAAAGUUUGAUAAGGCAAUUGGCUACUCUUUUGCUAUUGUUGGCAUUAACAUAACUGACCUUGCGUACAACCUGCUUGUGAGUGGCGCGCUGAAGACCCAUUUCUACAAUGUUGCUCCAGAGGCUCCGACGUUAUCCCAUUUCCAACAAACAUUCUGCUAUUUGAUGCAUGAAUUCCAUAAAUUCUGGAUUGAAGAGGAUCCACUGGACAUAAUGGAGUUUAACCGUGUGCGAGAGAAAUUUCACAAGCAAAUUUUAAAACAGCUCCAGAAUCCAGACAUGGCUCUGUGCCCUCACUUUGCUGCCUCAGAAAGCUUAAUCAACAUGUAGUCAUUCACUUGAUUUGAUUUGAGAACACUGCCUCACUCUUCUCUUACGUCACACUUUAGAUCAUCACUAACAUAUUGAAUGACCAUGGCGAUUGUAUGCAUGCCUUUUGGUGCAGUAUUCAUCUAUUUUUGUCAUAAAUAUUAGAUCCCCUUACACGUCUCUUUCCAGGGGAUUUCUCAUUAAAUGGGUGCUCAUAUUGCGGCAUUAUGCAGUGUUACGUUCUGAGUUGAUGUCCAGGUAUCAAGAGUUUUCUAUUUUUUUAGACCUUUUUUUCCCCAUAAUUCGGCAUUGAAAUUGUAUUUCUCUAGCAUUGUUUUGUAUAUGUGGAAUAAUUAUCUGAAUCUUGUAUUGUGAAAACCUUUUAACUUAUUGAUAUGUUUUGUGAUAACGACUGACAUUUCAAGUAAAGUACAUGUUUGGAUUUCAUCUAGAAGAUAAUGUAUGUAACUUUAAUCUAAUGCACAAAAACACAUUAAAGACCAAUUUUUUCCAUGCAAUCA
Messenger RNA from Caretta caretta (loggerhead turtle), 2204 nucleotides. It is a transcript of the gene ELMOD1, whose product is annotated as ELMO domain containing 1. Gene Ontology annotation, molecular function: GTPase activator activity. NCBI's taxonomy places the organism in Eukaryota, Metazoa, Chordata, Testudines, Cheloniidae. The record is from RefSeq and is a predicted model, not a curated record.